UGUAAAAGAAAUGGCAGAAGCUGCGCUUAAAUUCUUCAUACAGAGAUUGAAUUCUCUGUUACUGCAAGAAGAUGAGAUCAUCUCAGUCGUGAAAGAUCAUAUCCGUCCGAUCGAGAUCAUACUCAAUGCUAUCAGACCAUUCGUGGAUGGCGCCGCUGCUGGCGGAAGGAAAGAAGAACAAGAAAAAGCAGCCGGCAUCUGGUCGCGCGAACUGAUCGAUACAAUCCACGACGUGGACAACUGCAUCGACGAGUUCAUCGUUCAGAUGAACGGCCAAGAUGGGUCAGACCAAUCUCCCCCUAUCGUCCAGUUCAGAAGCAAAUUGGAAAAUAUCAAGGCCCGCCUCGUCGAAAUCCUGGAUAGAAAAGUUCGGAUGAUCAACAUGGAGAACUUCAAAUCGAGCUAUGAAAGCUUGCCGUAUUACCUUAAAUCCUGUUUGAUGUACUGCUGUAUCUUCCCUGCUGAUAGCUGUAUCGGGAGGGGGAAACUCGUUCGGAUGCUGGUAGCUGAAGGGCUGAUAGAAGAAAAACAGGGAGAGAUUGUCGAAGUUGUGGCCGAAAAGUACAUUGAGGAAUUGAAUAGGAUUGGAAUGCUUGAAUCCAAUGAAGAACAAGCAGAUCGGGACCAAAAGUUCAAGAUCAACGCUCAAUUCCGGGAAUUCUUACUCCAGAUGAUGGAGGAGGAGAAUUUCGUUGCGGCAUGUACAAGCCCGGAUGCUCGAAUCCCUCCUACUGCUCGACGUGUCUCAAUUCACGAUGAUGGGAAUAAUUUCCCGGCGAAUUUGAAUAAUCUCGCGAUCCGGUCGUUGAUCAUGCUCAGCAUCGGCCGCUUAUCGGAAUCGGCUUGGAAUCGCCUGAGGACCACGCUUUGUAGUAUGAAAUUGCUACGGGUGUUGCAUCUCGAAGGCGUGAAGAUCGACAGGCUACCGGAUGAAGUGGGAGAUCUGGUACACUUGAGGUAUUUGGGCCUGAAGAAUUCGGAAAUCAGAGAGCUGCCGGAGAGUCUAAGCAAUCUUCAGAGUCUGCAGACGAUGGAUGUCAGAUGGUGUGGGGAGCUAGCGUCGUUGCCGGACAGCAUUCUGAAUCUUGUUCGGUUGCGACAUCUCAAAAUGUUCAAGAAUUCCGGUGUUGCUGGGGUGAAGCUUCCUACCGGAAUCGGGAAACUGGAGAAAAUCCAAACGCUGACGGGCAUAUACGCCGGCGACGCCAUCGCUGAAGAGCUGAGCAGGAUGAUUCAGAUUCGAAAGCUGGGUGUGAUGGAUGUGUCGGAAGAUCACGCAGCUGAAUUAUACGCUUCGAUCAUGAAAAUGGAGGGCCUUGUUUCACUGACACUGGAAGCAGAACAUACAUAUCCCCAACAACCGAUCCUCCCGUUAGACGGACUCGAACUCACCUCUCAUCUUCGGAAGCUCCGUCUCGAAGGGAAGCUAGAGAGAAUUCCAGGCUUCUUUCUAGCCUUAGAAAACCUCACUAAGCUGAGAUUGGGAUUUUCGUUUCUGUUGGAAGACUCGUGUUCUGUUCUUCAAAUGCUGCCUAAUCUGAAACAGCUCUGCUUGUGGCGAGCCUACGAGGGAAGACGUCUUGGGAGGGAAUUUUGCGGUGCGGGCGGGUUUCCGAAACUAGAAGAUCUGACCAUUGCUUCUCAUGAGCUGGAAGAGUGGACGGAGAUCGAAGAGGGAGCGAUGCCGAGCUUGAAGUGGCUGAGGCUCCAUAACUGUUUGAAAUUGAGGAUGCUGCCUGAAGGGCUGCAGCAUGUAACUACAUUGAAGCGGUUGUACUUGAUUCCUCUGCUUGAUGAUCAUGAACAGAGGCUGCGGCCCGGUGGAGGCGAAGAGAACUACAAGAUCAAGCACAUCCCAAAAAUCAAGUUCAUGACCACUUCCGACGUUAAACGGAGUGUAUCCGAGGUGGCCGUGCCGAUUUCGUGUGCUGAUCCAUUGGGGCCAUGAUCAGGAGAGUCGGAAGAUACAGGCCGUUCAUCAGGUGGGGCCCACUGUAGACAUGCCCUGGCCCAAGAACCUGGCCAGUCUGCUCGUAGGACCACAGUCGUGAGGGGAGGAUGAGCUGAACAUCAUCUUUGCUGCAGCUUAAACGCCAUGGAAAGAAAAAAAAAAAAAAUCAAUAAACGAUGAGUUGAAAUUUUAUUUUUAUUUUUGUUUUUUUGUCUUUUGUUUUUUUCCUUCUUCAACUUUGGACCUUUGUAGAUCUU
Molecule: messenger RNA, 2208 nt
Organism: Magnolia sinica
Lineage: Eukaryota; Viridiplantae; Streptophyta; Magnoliopsida; Magnoliales; Magnoliaceae
Product: putative disease resistance protein At1g58400
Exons: 1
Coding region: 11-1948 (645 amino acids)
Biological process (GO): defense response to other organism
Source: RefSeq, a predicted model, not a curated record